GAUGACGCUGACGGUGUUUUGGGAGCUGUGGGUGUCUUUAAGAGCUUCUUUCCCGACUGGUGUCGGUUCUGCUGCUCACUGGUAAGAGAGAGAGAGAGAGAGAGGCACGAGCUGCUGAAAUAUCAAGGAGAAACGAGACCACGCGAGUCGUACUGGACUUUAUUUAUUAGGAUACAUAUUUAGGAUAUACUGCCAUUCAACCUGGACAACAUGCAGUUGCCAAAGUCAUGGGCUUGCGGUUUGACGCUGCUCUCCGUUUUCAGCUCAGCCAUGUGCGCCAGUCACCACAGCUGUGAUGGAUCUCUGGCGUCUCUUCUGCCUGCAAACUCAUUUCUGAGCUCUUCGCAUUUCCCAGACAGUCGGGCUGCGUACUUCGCUAAACUAAACAGAAGAGAUGGAGGAGGAGGGUGGAGCCCAGAGUCGACAGACAGGUCGCCAUGGUUGCAGGUUGACCUCCAGGACCGAGUGGAGGUGACAGCAGUGGCCACACAAGGUCGUCACGGCAGCACAGACUGGGUCAGCGCCUAUAUGCUCCUCUACAGUGACACCGGGCGGGUCUGGAAGCAGUACAUGUUGGAGGACAGUGUUGGGAGGAUUGUGGGUAAUGUGAAUCCGGACAGUGUGGUUCACCAUAAACUCAGCCAGCCUAUCAGAACCAGGUUCCUGCGUUUUGUUCCUCUGGAGUGGAGCCCUAGCGGUCGAGCGGGUCUCAGGGUGGCUGUGUAUGGCUGUACCUACCGAUCAUAUGUGGCCGACUUUGAUGGAAGAAGCUCUUUGCUUUACCGAUUCAACCAGAAGUCAAUGAGCACGGUCAAAGAUGUUAUAUCUCUGCGAUUUAAGAGUCGACAGGCUGAGGGUGUUUUACUGCAUGGAGAAGGCCAGCGAGGGGAUUAUAUCACUCUGGAGCUACAUCGUGGCAGACUGGCCUUGCAUUUAAACCUGGAUGACAGCAGGGUGAGGUCCAGCAGUGCUCGUAUGGUUGUCACUCUUGGAAGUCUUCUAGAUGAUCUUCACUGGCACUCUGUUCUGAUCGAACGCUUUAACAAGCAGGUCAACUUCACUUUGGACAGACACACGCAGCAUUUCAGGACCAGGGGUGAUGGAGAUUCUCUUGAUGUUGACUAUGAGCUAAGCUUUGGUGGAAUCCCACUGCCUGGUAAACCUGGAACCUUUAUUCGGCGCAACUUUCAUGGUUGCAUGGAGAACCUCUACUACAAUGGAGUGAACAUCAUCGACCUGGCAAAGCGAAGAAAGCCUCAGAUAUACAGUGUGGGCAACGUGACCUUUUCCUGCUCAGAGCCGCAGCUGGUGGCAGCCACAUUUCAGAGCUCCAGCAGCAGCUUUCUGUCGUUGCCUGCCCCUGCACCGGUCCUGGAAGGCCCUUCAGUCCGCCUGCAGUUUCGCACUUGGAACCCUGAUGGCCUGCUGCUCACCACCCCACUCAUCUCCAGUCAGGAGCCUUCGUACCUGAUCUUGCAGAUCAGCAGUGGACGCCUCCACCUCACACACCAGACGGCAAAUCUGAAGAUGUCUGAAGUGUCAGCCGGCCAAAGGGUGAAUGAUGGUUUGUGGCAUUCGGUGAGUCUCAACACUAGAGGUCUACAGAUCAUUAUGACUCUGGACAAUGAGCCUGCAUCCACCAUCCAGCUGAAGAAUUACCUGGAGCCAAAAGACAAACACUAUUUUGGAGGAUGUCCUACAUCUCAGAACGACUCCAGCUGCUUUAAUCCUACAAUGGCCUUUCAGGGUUGCACCCGGCUCAUCUUUGUUAACAACCAACCAGUGGAUCUCAUGUCAGUCCAGCGAGGCCAUCUAGGGAGCUACAGUCAAAUACAGUUUGACUUAUGUGGCAUUCGUGACAGGUGUCUCUAUAAUUUAUGUGAGCAUGGUGGCCGAUGUUCUCAGACGUGGUCUUCGUUCUACUGCGAUUGCACUGGUACAGGAUACAGUGGAGCUACUUGCCAUAACUCCGUGUAUGAAGCUUCGUGUGAACGCUAUAGACUUGCCGGAAGCUCGUCGGGUUAUUUCUCCAUUGAUCCUGAUGGAAGUGGCCCUCUGGAUCCUGUUCAAGUGUACUGUAACAUCACAGAGAACAAAGUGUGGACUGUGGUCCAUCACAACAGCUCAGAUGGAGUCAGGGUACGAGGUUCGACGCUGCAGAAGCCGUAUGUGGCGUGGUUCAAUUACAGCGCCUCAUCUGAUCAGCUGAAAGCUUUAGUGUCUCUGUCAGAACAAUGUGAGCAGAAAAUCGCCUACCACUGCAGAAGAUCCCGGCUCUUUAAUCCUUGGGAUGGCACCCCUUUGUCCUGGUGGGUUGACCGCAGUGGAGAGAAGAGAACGUACUGGGGUGGAUACCAGCCGGGCGUGCAGCAAUGCUCCUGUGGUCUGGAGGAGAACUGUGCCGACAUGAAUUACUUUUGCAACUGUGAUGCAGAUAGAAUGUCAUGGGAGAAUGACACCGGAGUUUUCUCAUAUAAAGAACACUUGCCGGUUCAGGAGAUAGUGGUUGGUGACACUUACAGACUGGGCUCUGAAGCCAUGUACGCCGUGGGACCCCUGCAGUGCUCCGGUGACAAGUUCUUGUGGAACGCCGCAUCCUUUUAUCAAGAGGCUUCAUGUCUGCUCUUCCCUGGCCUCCCGGCAGAACUCUCCCUCGAUGUCUCCUUUUACUUCAAAACUGCCUCUCUUUCUGGGGUUUUCCUUGAGAACAUGGGCAUUCAGGACUUCUUCCGAAUAGAGCUGAGCUCUCCCUCAUCCGUGACCUUCUCCUUUGAUGUGGGCGACGGGCCAGUAGUGCUGACUGUCAAAUCUCCCGUGCCACUAAAUGACAGACAGUGGCACUGGGUUCGAGUCGAACGCAAUGUGAAAGAUGCAUCCUUGCACGUUGACCAACUACCCCUGCAGAUCACAGAAAUCUCUCCUGAUGGUUACCUUCGCCUUCAGCUCGGCAGCCAGAUGUUUGUUGGAGGCACAGCCACAAAACAAAAAGGUUUUCUCGGGUGUAUCCGGGCAUUUAAUAUGAACGGAUUGAACUUCGACCUUGAGGAGCGUGCCAAAGUGACACCGGGAGUGAGUUCGGGAUGCGCUGGUCACUGUAGCACCUCAGCUGGGCUUUGCCACAAUCGGGGAAAGUGCAUUGAGAAGAGCAGUGGUUAUGUUUGUGACUGCACGAACUCCGCCUAUGGAGGACCCUCCUGCACUGAAGAGGUGUCCAUGUCUUUUGAAAGAGGUGCAUCGGUCACCUACACCUUUCAGGAGCCAUUCUCCGUCAUGCAGAACAGGACGGCCGCUGCGCCGCUCGGGUCCACUCAGUACAGCAUGUCCAGAGACACCACAGCACUCAGUUUCCAAACCACCCAGAGUCCUGCCAUGCUGCUCACAGUCACUACGCUCAGCCAGCAGUAUGUGGCUGUCAUCUUAGCAAGAAAUGGGAGUUUACAGAUUUGGUACCGACAGCAUAAGGAGUUGAGUCCAGAUGUGUUCAGCCCCAUUCGGAGUAACCUGGCAGAUGGACGACUACACAGAGUUCACAUCCAGCGGGAGGGAAAGGAUGUGUUUGUUCAGGUUGACCAUGAAAAUAAGAAGUACAUUCUAUCAUAUGAUGCAGCCUUUAACUCCAUGAAGUCGCUGACCCUGGGAAAAGUGACAGGAAGUGAUGUAAUAGAUGACGAGGUAACUUAUGCUGGAAGCAAAGGUUUCAUUGGCUGCUUUUCAUCUGUUCAGUAUAACCACAUUGCUCCACUUAAGGCAGCAUUACUGAACCGAGGAAGCUCACUGGUUAGCAUACGAGGACGUCUGCUGGAGUCAAACUGUGGUGCAUUAGCUGACCUUUCAACUUCUGUAUCUCGCUUGGAUCAUGGUGAGAAGGUUGGCAAAGACAAUGAGCAUCAUGGAGACAACAGCCAGCCUGAUUCAGCUGUGAUCGGAGGUGUAGUUACGGCUGUGGUCUUCAGUACUUUCUGCGUGCUGGCAGUGAUGAGCCGUUUCCUAUACCAGCAUCGACAGGCUCAAAGAACAGCACGCCUCCAGGAGAAAGAGCACCAACGUAGCCUUGAAGCCGCUUACAGGGCAGAGUUUCACCUCCACCACCCUAUAAGAGACAGCAUGCAGGAAUAUUACAUCUGACGGACACUUCUUGUAGUUUUCAGUUCAGAUAUCAGUUCCACCUGUAUCUCCCUCAGCAAAGCCCUUUUAAAUUCUGGAAGGAUCGUUUGUCGGAGGUUUCCUCGCUUUGGGAGCGUCAGAAUCCUCUGAUCUAUGUAAGUAGUAGCUUGUAGUUCUCACAGUGCUUGCCCCAAGUGUUGGAUUAACUAAAGUUACAGUACUGUAGGUCAUUUUUGGGAUGUGAGUGGUAUGUUAGAAGGUGUUUUAUUAUAAUUUCAUAAAAUGUCUUUUGGGUAGAAGUUGAAAUGGAGGGUAACCGACUUAAUGGGCUUUAGUGCAUGUUAAUUCAUCAUGUUUACUCCAGGAUAGAGAUCUGUCAUCCAGCAACAUGUUUUUAAAGCAUGGGAACAUUUCUAGGGACACCUACAAGGUGACAACAUUGUAGCAGGCAAGCUUCCAACCCCAGUCCUGGAAAGCUAAACAAAUUAUAUAAUUCGUCAGGUUGACAGUACAGUGGCCUGUAAAAAUCUGGCUCAUAGUUUUCUGAUACUAAUUGUAAAGAAUAAAAAAUGUAGGACCAUUUAAAACAAAGAGUUUUGUAAAAUGCAAAGUACAUCUCAUUUUAUUUUUACAAAGAGAAGCUGCUAUCAGAAGCUAAACUUAUUUAGUAAAGUGAUUCGAAAUGAUAUAGAGUUAAACUUGAUGCUUAAUGAUGUAACAAUACCCAUAUGUGUUAUGAUGUGAAAUAUCUGCCAUAUUUAUAAUGAACAAAUCCUGAGUCGUUCUUAAAUCUAUAAACAAACAUUUAAUGUUUUGUCCCAAAUGAACAUUGUUCAUUGAUAGAUAUAACAUCUCAAAGGCAUGCAAGUCAUGAAAAACGAUAGUAAAAUUAAAUGUUAAGGUAUUCUAGUUAACUGAACAAACUUACAAUCGAAUCAUUAUAUCAAUGUAGUAUCACAGCUUCACCCGCCCCUCCACCCAAAACAAUCUGCCCCUGUUUAUCCCUGGUAUUAAUGUGAUUAAAUCGAUCCAAUCCAAGUGUACGGGGCUUUAAAUGGUGUCCUAAGUGUUUUGUGAUCCGAUCACUGAAACAUUUGGAGGAAUUGUUUUUGUGAUUAGCAUUAAUGCCUCUUGAAGCCAUUCACCUGUCAGUCAUGUCAUCCAAUGCUGCAACAAAAAGUCUCACCUUUACUGGUUGCAUGCGGAUUUAUAAGCAAAUAACUUAAAUAACCCUGUCAGUGAGAUUUUUGCUCUUUGUAAGUAAACUUAGAUAAAAUCUUAUCAGAAGAGAUUAAUUUUAUACACAUUACCACAGGUAUCUGUCUCAGCUAACCACCCAAAAUGAUACCAGGUAUAAACAGACGUCUAUUGUCACAGAAUCUCCACCAUCAGUUCACAAUGUCUAGAAGACACACUUUUAACAGAGAAAAUCAUGUACAGGUGACAAGAAUACCUUUACUUGACGUUGCAAUGAUCUAGAUAACAGAGUCUUAACAGACUACUCAGUAGAUUUUAAUUGUGGCAAUAAGUCUUUUACAUUUUGCCAAUACAAGAUCAGUAUUAACUCAGAAGAUUUUGUCAUGUUCAUACGUAAUUUUCAAAACAUUUCUAUAAAAGCCACAAGUCUAAAUUAACACAACCAAGGAAAUACACGAGAGGCUCUACAUAAGUGGAUUUAUUUAUUUGUUUAUUUAUUGGUAUUGUUUUUUCCAAUAAUCCUUGACUUUAACUGGCACAAAGAUAUUUGUUUCUUCUAGCACUGGACUGACAGAUCUUUCUUUUUCUCUUUGGAAACUGAAGUGUCCUUUGAUAUAUUUAUCUCUCAAGCUAUUUUGUACCUUUAUUGAUAUCAAUUAUUUUAGGGGCUGUUUUGUAUGAAUGUAAAUGUACAGCUAUAUUGUAAAUACAUGUUUAAUAAAAAGACACUUUUUUCA
This is a messenger RNA of Misgurnus anguillicaudatus (oriental weatherfish), 6038 nucleotides long. RefSeq names its product contactin associated protein family member 5a (gene cntnap5a). Lineage: Eukaryota; Metazoa; Chordata; Actinopteri; Cypriniformes; Cobitidae. The record is from RefSeq and is a predicted model, not a curated record.